AUGGCAGCAGUCGCAGUUAUGAGGAAUGAUUCUCUUCAAGCUUUCCUUCAGGAUCGAACUCCAAACUCCUCUCCGGAAUCUAACAAGAGCUCGCACUUAGCACUGCUGGCUGCCACCUGUAACCGCAUCGGGCACCCGCGCGGACCCAGUCCCGCCGAGUUUCUCCAAGUCCAGUACGACACGAGCCUCAGUUCGCCCUCCGGUUUCUUCCAUCCGUGGAGCAACGACGGAGUCGCACAGAGCACUUUCUCGUGUAAUUCCGCUUUGGGAGUGUCGCCGAAACCACAGCUCUCCACGCACAUCCAGCCCUCUUUCAAUCCACAUCACGAACUUCCUCUGACUCCUCCGGCGGACCCGAGCUAUGCGUAUGAUUUCUCUCCGGUGAAGAUGUUACCUUGUUCCAUGCAGUCACUACAGUCCAGCUGCCCUCCCACAUAUGUUCCGGCCGUCCCGUUCACCGCGCAAGCCCCUAUACCGUCUUCAAUACCAACAUUUGUUCCCUCGCACACAGGACUGAUGGACCAGCAGCCAAGACAUCUGUCGCCAGGCACUAACGAGGCUAUACCUUGGUGGAGCUUACAGCAAGGUGGUUCUGUUGGACAUUCUUCAUCGAUCGCUUCUCAUCGGUUUCCGUUACAACGAGGCUUGGUAUUGGGUCACACGGAGUUUGCGCAGUACCACAAUCAAAUAGCCGCGCUCUUGCACUCGAAAUCUCCACUCGGUGGCGCGAGGAGGUGCCGCAGGUGCAGGUGCCCCAACUGUCAGAACUCAAGUUCAAAUGACGAGCCGGGGAGGAAGAAACAACAUGUGUGUCACAUCCCAGGCUGUGGAAAAGUAUACGGUAAAACUUCCCACCUCAAAGCGCAUUUGCGAUGGCACUCGGGCGAACGGCCGUUCGUGUGUAACUGGCUGUUCUGCGGAAAAAGUUUCACGCGCUCGGACGAGCUGCAGAGGCACUUGCGCACGCACACGGGCGAGAAACGUUUCGCUUGUCCGGACUGUUGCAAACGUUUUAUGCGCAGCGACCAUUUGGCCAAGCACGUGAAGACGCACCAGGGCAAAAAGGGCAGACAGCCACAUCGCGUGCUGGAACACAUGAAGAGAGAGGAUAUAAGGAAUUUCUAA
Molecule: messenger RNA, 1125 nt
Organism: Chanos chanos (milkfish)
Lineage: Eukaryota; Metazoa; Chordata; Actinopteri; Gonorynchiformes; Chanidae
Product: transcription factor Sp5
Exons: 2
Coding region: 1-1125 (374 amino acids)
Biological process (GO): regulation of transcription by RNA polymerase II
Molecular function (GO): RNA polymerase II cis-regulatory region sequence-specific DNA binding; DNA-binding transcription factor activity, RNA polymerase II-specific
Source: RefSeq, a predicted model, not a curated record